AUGGAGGAUAAUAAAUCCAACACCUCGAAUCUGCAGCCGGUCGUUGAAACGAUACACGCGCCGCGGCUUAAUCCACCCAAUAUGGCCGACGCGAACAUCGAAACUUACUUCAUGUCACUGGAGUUCUGGUUCGCAGCCUCUGGAAUCGGGCCGCAACAUGACUCCCGUAAGUUCAACAUUGUGAUGGCACAAGUGCCCCCAAAUAAAUUGACCGAACUGAGGUCGAUUAUUGAGGCCACUCCAGCAAGCGACAAGUACACCUACAUUAAGACGAAGCUCAUCGAGUAUUUCGCCGAUAGUCAACAGCGGCGCCUGCAACGUGUUUUGUCGGAUAUGCCAUUAGGGGAUCUAAAGCCAAGUCAACUCUACAACGAGAUGAAACGAGUUGCGGGUAAUUCCCUAGCCGACACUGUAUUGGUUGACUUGUGGGCGACUCGAUUACCUCCGCAUGCUCAAGCCGCAGUUAUUGCAUCGAGAGGCGACACGAACGACAAAAUCACCAUUGCUGACGCCAUCGUGGAUUCUAUGGGACUACGAAAAAUCCACGCAAUCGAAUACAAUGGACCAAAUUCAGCAAUGGCGACUUCACAUGGUGCAGAGACAGCAGCUAGCGAUCCGAUCCAGGAGCUUAAACGGGAAAUCGCUGAGCUCUCCAAAAGGCUUGAUAAAGUGCUACCCAUUCAGCGGAAUAUACGCAGUCGGCCGCGUUCCCGUUCUCGAGGAAAUGAGCAGCAGUACCCUCGCCAGUCAAGAGAGUCAUCGGUUGGGUUGUGCUGGUAUCAUCGUACGUUCGGAAACGAUGCCCGCAGAUGCCUCCAACCCUGCUCAAGUGACCACCACGUUUCCUCUAGCCAACAAUGA
This is a messenger RNA of Uranotaenia lowii, 861 nucleotides long. RefSeq lists its product as uncharacterized. NCBI's taxonomy places the organism in Eukaryota, Metazoa, Arthropoda, Insecta, Diptera, Culicidae. Bases 1 to 861 code for a protein of 286 amino acids. The transcript has a single exon. The record is from RefSeq and is a predicted model, not a curated record.